AUGGGAAUGGAGGGCUUACAUCUCCUGGCAGAUGUUGCCGUUGGUGAUUAUCAAUUACACAUGAUCACGCAUAAAAAUCAAGAUUUAGGUGAUUGCAAUGAUGAUGAUUCUAAUAAGAAGAAGAAGAAGAAGAAGCAGAAGCAGGAGACCAAAUUUCCAGAUGUACUGGUUUCUGAACUUUCACCAAAGGAAAGAAACUGUUUUCCACUUGAUCAAGAAGCCUACAAAUUUUGCGAUUUGAAUCUCUUGGCUGAUCACAAUUUGCUUUUGCCUACAAUACCUCUACUUUGUGGGCAUUAUGUGCCAUCACCAUACCCACCAAAAGGAGAUCAACUUAUAGCAGGAGACCGAACAAGACGUUCAAGCAGGUUCCGACAACACCCACUGCAGGAACUAAGCGAGGUUUUAUUGAAAAAGAAGCAGAAGAAUGCCAAAACCGAAAUUCCAACAAGAAAAGAAGGGUGA
Messenger RNA from Dovyalis caffra, 465 nucleotides. The record is from the annotation of a GenBank genome assembly. Lineage: Eukaryota; Viridiplantae; Streptophyta; Magnoliopsida; Malpighiales; Salicaceae.